Molecule: messenger RNA, 1212 nt
Organism: Malassezia restricta
Lineage: Eukaryota; Fungi; Basidiomycota; Malasseziomycetes; Malasseziales; Malasseziaceae
Product: uroporphyrinogen-III synthase
Exons: 1
Coding region: 1-1212 (403 amino acids)
Biological process (GO): uroporphyrinogen III biosynthetic process
Molecular function (GO): uroporphyrinogen-III synthase activity
Source: RefSeq, a predicted model, not a curated record
AUGCCACUUGGGCGUUCUGAGCCCGUGCGCGUCCUGCUUCUUCGACAGCCCGUGCCUGUUCAUCAGGGCACAGACCCAUACCAUCACGCAUUUGGAACUCUCCGCACGUCCUUUCGUGACCCCGCUAGCCCUGACACGUCAGGCGCUGCAUCAUGCGCACCCAAGAAUGAUAAUAGCCUGACAUCCCCGGCGCACACCACGAACGAGUCGCGACCUGACCCUGACUUGUUUGCGAACGACGAUCUUUAUCUUGUGACGCACCACAUGCGGCCCCAUGAGCUCAAAGAUGUGGAAUUCCGCGUUGUCAGUUUUCCAAUCCUCACGCAUGUCACAGUACACGCAGAUGAAUUGGACCAGGCCCUACUUGGCAUGUACCACCAUACCACCCACUAUGAUGGUGUGAUCAUGACCAGUCAGAAAGCCGUUCAGGCAUGGCAACAAGCGUGUGUGCGCGUAAACCAAAAGCUAUAUGUACAGCAAGACAUCCACCCAGAGCGCAUGAGGGUGCUGGGCCAAGUGCCUUUUUACGUCGUAGGGCCAGCCACCGCCAAGGCCUUGCGACACAUCGAGGUGGCCACCCCUUUUCAACCAACUACCAUACAUGGUGCGGAAGCGGGAAAUGCCGAGAGCCUGGCUCUGCACAUGAUGCGAGAUAUGAACCAAAGCCGACACCCACGGCGCUUCUUGUACCUUGUCGGUGACAAGCGUUCGCCGGCCCUGAUCAACACAUUGCAGGCUCACAACGCACCUGUCACACUCGAUGAAUUGGUCGUGUAUGCGACGGACAAAAACCCGGGCUUUGAAGACAACUGCGCCCUUCUUGCGCGCGAUAUUCCCCGGCACACGUCUGAUGAAGCCCUGUCCGGCUCAAGGCCGUCAUCUACGCAGCGGCAGCGAGAACAUCAUGGAAUAGUAGGGCAUACGCAAGAAGAACACCUUGAUGCGCACACCCCGCCCGCGUCAGCACCCACAGAAGUCCGGCCCGACUGGAUCGUGUUUUUCUCGCCCAGCGGUGGUAAUUACGCCCUGCAGGAACUCGUUCAGCGUCGAUGGAUUGUGUCGCAGGAAGCUCAUCAGGGGUGCAAAGUGGCAUGCAUCGGUCGGACGACGGCGCAAUGGGUGCAUGAGACCCUGGGAUUCGAGCCACAUGCCAUUGCGGCUCAUCCGACACCGGACGCACUGCAAGAGGCGAUUUUUCGUGAUUUGAUAUAG